UUUUAUUUUUAGGUUUUCCAUUCCAAGUGAACCUCUUAAAAGUUUUUCUUUUUGUGUGUGUGUGUCUGUGAUCAUGUAUGUGUGAGUGCAUGUGUGUUUGUCUGUGAUCAUGUAUGUGUGAGUGCAUGUGUGUUUGUAAUCAUGUAUGUGUGAGUGCAUGUGUGUUUGUCUGUGAUUAUGUAUGUGUGAGUGCAUGUGUGUUUGUCUGUGAUCAUGUAUGUAUGUGUGAGUGCAUGUGUGCACUGAGGCUGGAGGACAACUUCAAGUGUUAUUCCUCAGGUGGUGGCAUCCACCUUUUUUCUUUCAAUCUUUUUAUUUUGUGGGUGUGAGUGUUUUGCCUUCAUAUAUUAUGUGCACUGCUUGUGUGCCUGAUUUGGUGGGGGGAGGCUGAACCAGGGGUUAUGCAUGGUUGUGAGCCACUGAGUGGGUGCAGAGAAUAGAACUGCACCAAGGUCCUCUGCAAGAGCAACUUGUGCUGUUAACUGCUGAGCUAUCCUUCCAGCUUCCCCUUUUAAAAAACGAAUUUCAGUUAGCUUGCCAGUACUGAGUUCACAAAGUGUGGGCUACCACACUUGAUCUUUUUUUUUUUUUUUUAAACGUAGGUUCCAGAAGCUAAACUCAAAUAUUCAUGGUUGCAAGGCAAGCGUUUUAUCAAUUGUUUCAUCAAUCAGUCUCUAGGUAUUUCUUUUUAAUAUUAAUGUUUGAGCAAAUGUGCAAAGCAUUAAAGAGAAGACCAGCAAGAUGGUCGGUGGGUAAAGGCACCUGUUGCCUGUCUGAGCAUGGUGGAGGAAGGAGACUCCAGCUAGUUUUACCUGGAUCUUCACAACGCACACCAAGACUGAAAGUCUUCUCUCCUUAUAUCUUAACUGUCCAGGUCCCUCCAUGGUAGCAGCUGUCUGUCUGUCUUCAAUCCUCAUUAUCAUAGUAGGAAUACUUUAUAUUUAGCAUGCAUGUACAUGGAUAUAGAUGUAUGUGCUUUUUCUCCUUUUGAUUAAUAGUUCUAAAUGAAAAAUAAUGUUCACUUAAGAUGUUUUGUUUCUAAAAUUUUUUGUGCAUGCAUUAAUGAAAAUCCAUUUUUAGCGGCUGGAGGAAUGGCUCAGUGGUUAAAAGUACUGUCUGCUCUUGCUGUAGGACCUAGGUUCAAUUCCUAGCACCCACAUAAUGGCUCACAACCAGCUGUAACUCCAGUACCAGGGGAUCCAGUGCUUUCUUCUGGCUUCUGUGGAUCUUGUAUACACAUGGUACACAGAAAUACAUGCAGGCAAAACACACACAUGCAUAAAUUGAUAGAAAGAAUGCAUUUUGAAAAAAUGAGUAAAUAAAUCUGAUUUCUAACCUUUAUUUUGCAAGUUUUCAGGAAUUUAAUAAUUCAAUAACUUUUUCUUUUCCAUUGGUGAGGAGGUUUUAAGGGGAAUGGGAUGGCUGUUAUGGAGUAGGGGUGAUGAUAUAUGCUUAUAAUCCCAACAUUGAUUAGGCCAGCUGGGGCUACAUAAACCCUAUCUCAAAAAUGUAGGUGGGGUUAUAAAUGUGAUUUCCCAGGAGCACAGCACUUGUGCAGGGGCUGUACACAUGACUCCCCAGGAGCAUGGUACUCUUGGAAGGGCUUGAACAUUGCUUUGUCAGAAGAUGCUGUCAAUGUAUGAAGAGUCUAGAAAGAUACUUUAAAACACUGCAUAUCACUAUUGCAAUCUGAUUUAUAUAUUCUACAUGCUGUUCUGGACAUACAUUAGGUUUUAUAUACUCUACCCUGAACAGGUUUUGUGGUUAGGGCUUCUGACCUAUGACUGUAAAAGGUUGUGACACUCAGGUCCCACACAGCUAAUUAGAAGAACUUGUAUUCAAGUGCCAAGUGUCAUGCGGCCAGAGCUUUCCCUUCUCACCACACUCAUCUCGAGCCACUUGUUCCCUCCCUGGCCCCGGGCAUGAAUGGCUGUGUGGCUGCUGAGUGAGGGCUGACCACCCGUGCUUUCUGUGUUUCCUGUGGUUCGGGUGAUGUGCCCGACUGGCAGACACACACCGUGGAGGAGAGCUGGAGUUAGGUGUCCUCACUCACAGAGAACAUGAAUUGAAUAGAACUGGAGCUGGGGAGAGCUUAGCAGCUGGGCAGGAGGAACUCUUCCUGAGAGAACCCUAGCAAAGCCCACAGCUACAGCUGGCCUCCGAUGGCAGAGAGUAUGAAGGCAGCAUGGACUAGGGCUCCACCAGUGUGCUAGUGGUGGAGGGUGGGAUUUUGAAAUCCAUAGAUGAUGACGAUGAUGAUGACGAUGAUGGUGUGUGUGUGUGUGUGUGUGUGUGUGUAGGCCAUAGGUCAGUUUCAUGUCAUUCCUCAGGUGCCUGAUGAGGUUAGGCUGGCUGGCCCAUGAACCCCAGAGAUCUGCCUGUCUCUGCCACACCUUUGUUUUUUAAUUUUCUUUUUAAGAAUGUUUUGUUAUGUGUAUGAGUGGGUCUUUUCUGAGUGUGUGACUGGGUAGGUACCAUGUGAAUAAUGUCUGAUGUCUGUGAAAACCAGAAGAGGGUAUUGGAGCCUCUGAAACAAGUUACAAAAGGUUGUGAACUGUGUGGUUGUUGGGAAUCAAACCUGGGCCCUCUAGAAGAGCAAACAGUGCUCUUAACAGCUGAGCCAUCUCUCCAGCUCAUUUUUCAAACACAAGUUUUAAGGUUCAAAUUCAAGUCUUCGUUUUUUGUAUGACAAGUACUUUACCAACUAAAUUAUCUCCUGAAAAGAGUUAGGGGUGGGGGGGAGGAGGCGAUAUGCCUGGCAAAUAACGGAAAGGAGGGAGUAGUCCACCCUAGAUAACAGGAUAGAAGGGAUAACCUGGGCUGGCAGUAGAGAGGGCAGACUGAGCCACAGUGGCUGUGCUCGGAUCUGUGCUGUGAGGUAGAUGGGAAGCAGCCGUUGGUCAGCGUCAGAGCUGCUGCUGAUCAGAGAUAUAAAGGAGAGGAGCAAAGCAUGCUGGAAUGUUUUUAAGGGAAGACAGGGUAGAAGCUACAGGCGGACAGUGAAAGUAUUUUUUUUUAAAGAAUGCUUGAUGCAGAGGGGCAGAAUUCCAAGAGGGAGAGAAAUGGUAGAAUAGAAGAGAGUGUUGCUGAAGCUCCUGUGGGAAGUGAGUAGGUAGAGCUGUGGGCUGGCCACUCAGCUUAUGAGAGCUCUUGAUGAAGAGUAAGAAGGUCAGAGAGGAUCUUCAGGCAUAGAAAGAAUGCCUGGUGGUGGUGGUGGCACACACCUUCACCAGAAGCACAGAAGCAGGCCGAUCUCUUGAGUAUGAGGCUAGCUGGUCUACAGAGAGAAAAGUAUGAGAAGGGCAGGCAGGGAAAGACUCUCAAGCAGCUCAGGCAUGAGCGAGAUUGGGGCUUGGAAGGGGAUGCAGACUGUUCAGUUCCUUUUCCUGUGGUUGUAUUUAACUGCAGAAACAGAGCAGACAGGGGAGCUCGAUUAGCCAAGGCCACUGUUCUGACAUUGUGGCCUCUUCCUGUCUGAUACUGGAGGAGGCAACCUGAUGGUCCUCUGACAACUGUUCACCUCAGCACUGAGGAAGCAGAUGGCAAUGUCACAGACACAGGAUUAUGAAUGCAGAAGCCACCAUGUCGAUGAGCAGGAGCCUAGGAUUCCUGGGUCGAGUACCAGGUUGGAGUGGGUGGAGAUCAUUGAGCCGCGCACGCGCGAACGUAUGUAUGCCAACCUGGUCACCGGGGAGUGCGUGUGGGACCCACCAGCGGGCGUGCGCAUCAAGCGCACCAGUGAGGACCAGUGGUGGGAGCUCUUCGACCCCAAUACAUCACGCUUCUACUACUACAGUGCUGCUUCGCAGCGCACCGUGUGGCAUCGCCCACAGAACUGCGACAUCAUUCCGCUGGCCAAACUGCAGACGCUGAAACAGAACACUGAGUCUCCGCGUGCCUCUGCAGACAGCAGCCCAGGGAGGGGCAGUCGAGAUGGUAGCACGGGCUCCUCGCUGGAACCCGAGCCUGAAGAAAGGGCACAGGAGCUGCCAGUUCGUGGUGGGCGGGCGACAACCUUGGUCACUUCGAAGGAGGAGACUAGCAGUUGUUCACCACCAGGUGUACUCCUGGAGAAGGACUAUGAGGUGUACCGGGAUUACAGUGCUGACGGCCAGCUCCUUCACUACAGGACAUCCUCUCUGCGAUGGAACUCUGGUAAUAAGGAACGCAUGCUCAUCAAGGUUGCUGACCGCGAACCCAGCUUCCUCACUCCCCAGGGCAAUGGCUAUCCAGCAGACAACCAACCAGUGGGGCAUCACCGCAGACCGUCUGGCAGCCAGCACUCACCUAACUUGCAGACCUUUGUCCCUGACAAUGAUGGCACUGUCUUCUUUCCAGAAAGGCGGCCCUCACCCUUCCUAAGGAGGGCUGAGCUCUCUGGAAACUGUUCACCAUUGCUGAUACAGCCCCGAAAGCCCUCCAGUGACUCACAGCCCUCCUCCCCACGCUACGGUUAUGAACCCCCACUCUAUGAGGAGCCUCCAGUGGAAUACCAGGCCCCCAUUUAUGAUGAACCUCCCAUGGAUGUACAGUUUGAACCCAACAGCCCCUACCAGACAGGCUCACCACAGCGGUCACCAGGCCGAAAGCCCCAUCCAUUCCUGCAAGCUACCAAACAGACCCCAACAUCACCCUGCCAGCAGCUGAUGCGCACCAAGCAAAAGUGCCCUGAGCGUUUUCUGAGCCUGGAAUAUAGUCCUGUGGGCAAAGAGUACGUGCGGCAGCUGGUGUAUGUGGAGCAAGCAGGUUCCAGUCCCAAGCUUAGAGCUGGGCCCAGGCACAAGUAUGCACCCAACCCAGGUGGUGGCACCUACUCUCUGCAGCCCAGCCCCUGCCUGCUAAGAGACCAGCGCCUGGGGGUCAGGUCAGGAGACUACAGCACCAUGGAAGGGCCUGAGUCACGCUCAAGCCAACCACCCACACCACUGCCCCAAGCCCAGGAGGAUGCCAUGUCCUGGUCCAGUCAGCAGGAUACCAUGUCUUCCACAGGCUACUCCCCAGGCACUCGUAAGAGAAAGAACAGAAAGCCUUCUCUGUGCCAAGUCCCUAGCACCUCCUCCACUGACGGUGCUGGGGACCUGCUAGGAGACCAGCCUCUGACUGAAGAGCGCUCUCCAUGCAGGUCCAGCCUUACCCCAGUAAAGGCUGAGACCGACCUAGUACGAGGCACACCUGAGCCCUUCCUGGCACAGGCCCGGCUGGCCUGGGAGGCGCAGCAAGCCCACUUUCACAUGAAGCAGAGGGGCAGCUGGGACUCCCAGCAAGAUGGCUCAGGGUAUGAGAGUGACGGCGCUGUCCCACUGCCCAUGCCUGGGCCUGUAGUGCGAGCAUUCAGUGAGGAUGAGGCGCUCGCACAGCAGGACAGCAAGCACUGGAAGCGGAGCACCUUUGAAAAGCUUGGUUUCCCUCAGAUCCUGCUGGAAAAAAGCAUCUCUGUGCAGACCAACCUGGCCUCACCGGAGCCUUACCUCCAUCCCUCACAGUCUGAGGACCUUGGAGCCUGCGCCCAGUUUGAGAACAGCCGGCAGAACCGCAGUGCAGUGCCCAGCUCCAGCUGUGUCUUCCCCACAUUCACGCUUCGUAAGCCCUCCUCAGAGACGGACAUCGAGAACUGGGCCUCCAAGCACUUCAACAAGCACACCCAGGGUCUCUUCCGGCGAAAGGUAUCCAUAGCCAACAUGUUGGCCUGGAGCAGUGAGUCCAUCAAGAAGCCCAUGAUUGUGACUAGUGACCGGCAUGUGAAGAAGGAGGCCUGUGAGAUCUUCAAGCUAAUCCAGAUGUACAUGGGCGACAGGCGGGCCAAGGCAGACCCGCUGCACGUAGCCCUAGAGAUAGCCACCAAAGGCUGGAGUGCACAGGGCCUACGGGAUGAGCUGUAUAUUCAGCUAUGCCGGCAAACCACAGAGAACUUCCGCCUAGAGAGCCUGGCCCGUGGCUGGGAGCUCAUGGCCAUCUGCCUGGCUUUCUUCCCACCAACCCCCAAGUUCCACUCCUACCUAGAGGGCUAUAUCUACCGGCACAUGGACCCCGUUAACGACACCAAAGUGACACAGCACAUAAAAGAGCUUCUGGAAAGAAACAGUAAGAAGAAGUCCAAACUGAGAAAGAAACCCAAGCCUUAUGUUGAAGAGCCAGAUGGGGUGGCAAUAAGCACCUAUGCGAAGUACUGUUACCACAAACUACAGAAGGCAGCCCUGACUGGGGCCAAGAAGGGCCUGAAGAAGCCUAACGUGGAGGAGAUACGACAUGCCAAGAACGCAGUGUUCAGCCCGUCCAUGUUUGGCAGUGCACUGCAGGAGGUGAUGAGCAUGCAGAAAGAGCGCUAUCCCGACAGGCAGCUGCCCUGGGUACAGACACGGCUCUCCGAGGAGGUCCUGGCACUCAACGGUGACCAGACGGAGGGUAUCUUCAGGGUCCCUGGUGACAUUGAUGAGGUGAAUGCCCUGAAGUUGCAGGUGGAUCAGUGGAAGGUGCCUACAGGACUGGAGGACCCCCAUGUCCCUGCAUCGCUGCUGAAGCUGUGGUAUCGGGAGCUGGAAGAGCCCUUGAUUCCUCAUGAAUUCUACGAACAAUGCAUUGCGCACUACGAGAGCCCGGAGGCUGCUGUGGCCGUGGUGCACGCGCUACCGCGCAUCAACCGAAUGGUGCUGUGCUACCUCAUUCGCUUCCUCCAGGUGUUCGUGCAGCCAGCCAAUGUAGCCAUCACCAAAAUGGACGUCAGCAACCUGGCUAUGGUGAUGGCACCCAACUGCCUGCGCUGCCAGUCGGAUGAUCCUCGUGUCAUCUUCGAGAAUACACGAAAGGAGAUGUCCUUCCUUCGAGUGCUCAUUCAGCAUUUAGAUACCAGCUUCAUGGAGGGCGUGCUAUAGCACGCGGGCUAUGGACUCCUAGGGUGACACCCGGGGAGGUGGGAGGGAAGGCCCCAGCGCGAGGCAGCAUGCCAGGCCCCGCCAGCCGCCCGCCCUGCCCCAGGCCCUCCCGGGCAAAGCAGCCACGCCAUAUCUCGUGGCCAGUUCCUGUGGGUACCGGCUCGCCCUGCCGGUCGCAAGCAAGCCAGCCCCGAGAAGUGCCUUCUGUUUCCCGGAGCCGAGCAACACUGCCCUCCUGGUCGGCUGAAGCACAUACCGCGUUGCUCAGGGCAACACGACCUUGUUCCCCUCUUCAGAGCAAUCCUCCACCAAGGCACUCGUGCCCUGAUCCCUCUUACCCUAGUCUAGGGGCCUCUGGCUGGGGCCUGAAGGAGAAUUAGAGGUGCUCUGGAGAGCUGUGCUGGCCACCACUAGGACACAACUCUGUUGACCCAAUGCCUAAUAGGUCUUUGUGAAAGGGGAGGCCCCAAACCAAAGCCCUCUAGGGCAGGGCCAGGGCUAGGCAGGCUUUCUUGGGGAGGGUGGGGGAGGAUGAGAGGUUUUGUUUUGUUUUGGGGGGCUUUUUUUUUUUUUUGAGUACAGAACCUAUCCCAUACCCAGCCUACUUGUGUAUAAAGAUAUAAAUAGAAUGACAGAUGUCAGAACUAAGUUUGCUAAGGACAUAGUUUUAACCAGAUGCUAUUUAUCUCUUGAACUGCCGUGUGGUCCUCGCGCUGAGCAAGUUAGCACCACCCUCCUUUGACCUCGCGGCCUCCGACCAAACUCCACUCACAGGCGGCGCGCGGAUGAGACCUGCCUGGACUGGUCUGCGUUUUCCAUUCUGGAAUCUGAGUUCAAACAAAUUGUCAAACUUCAUUUCUCCUGUUUAUAUAUAUAUAUAUUUUUUAGAGUUUUUAUUUAUUAAAAACAAAAGUCCCGCCAUACGGAGGCCCGCAGCUCUCUGGGUCAGGUCCUGGACCUCUCCAGGACCUCUCUGGCCGCAGGCGCUCCCUCGGACGUGUGGAUCGAGGGGACAGUGCUCCGUGUGAAUAAAGUUCAAGUGCACACUCGC
Messenger RNA from Rattus norvegicus (Norway rat), 7920 nucleotides. The record is from RefSeq and is a predicted model, not a curated record. Lineage: Eukaryota; Metazoa; Chordata; Mammalia; Rodentia; Muridae.